Impatiens glandulifera is the source of this 975-nucleotide messenger RNA. RefSeq lists its product as uncharacterized. The record is from RefSeq and is a predicted model, not a curated record. Lineage: Eukaryota; Viridiplantae; Streptophyta; Magnoliopsida; Ericales; Balsaminaceae. The transcript has 4 exons. Bases 83 to 805 code for a protein of 240 amino acids.
AUCAAAUAAAUAACUGCCCAACGUCUUCUUCUUGUUCUUGGUUAAUAAUAAUAAUAAGCUGCAUUUUCUUGUCUGCGUAAUAAUGGAGGAAGAAUUGAAGUUAGAUUGGAAGAAGAUAUACUCUGUAUUUGUGAUUGACGAUGUGUACGAGCACAUCAAUGCUCCUCAAUGGGUCGAUUUCUCCUUAAUUGACGUACCGGACAACUACGAUCAUCUCUGGUUCUGCACACCUGAAUGCAACCAUCCCAAGACUGCUCAAGACUUUCUGAAACAAUUACCCUCCUGCACAAAACUUAAGAAAUCUGCUAGCUGUAAUGAUGAUGAGGUUAUUAGAGAUUCUAACUUGAAUAGGAGAAGAAUGUUGAAGAAAGGUUCCAAUACCAAAUGUGAAUCGGAUUGUGAAAAUCACAAUCCUAAUCUCUCUUCCAAGAAUUUGUUUGCUGCUUCUUCUGGAGAUCAUUGGCCAAUUACUGAGUUUUACAAUGAAUUCAAGAGGAAAUUGACCAUUAGAACCAAAACAACAGAGCAGAAGAAGAAGAAGAAGAAUCCAUUGUUGUUUGAUUCAGUAAAAGAGAAGUCGCCAUUCCUUCCUAAAGUAAAAGCCCAUUUCAUUCGAUUAGUCAAGUUAAGUAGAGAUGAUCAUAACAAGAUUAUGAUUAAGGGAAGAAAAGAUGCCCAUAAUCAUCCUCACCAAAACAAACUGAUUGAGUUUCACAGAUCAUCAACAACUAAAAUACUGCAGCAGGUGGGUGGUCGAGGAGGAAUCCUUCAAGAACUAGAAGAUGAACAACGAGCACCAAUGUGAAGGUGGUGGUGGUUGUGAGAAAGAAAAAAAGAAAAAGUUUAGAUUUCCUUCCUAGCUCUAGCUGAUCUAGUUCAUUAUUUCAUUCAUUCAUUCCCUGGUAUUAUUAGAUUGUAUCCAUUUUUAUAGGAUUUUGUUGAUCCUACAGUUUUAAUAAACAAUAUUAAUAGAUU